Molecule: messenger RNA, 5478 nt
Organism: Gasterosteus aculeatus aculeatus (three-spined stickleback)
Lineage: Eukaryota; Metazoa; Chordata; Actinopteri; Perciformes; Gasterosteidae
Source: RefSeq, a predicted model, not a curated record
ACACACACACACACACACGGGCUGCUCAAGUGCUUUCAGAUUUGUCUUCCAUUCCAGACAGGACAGAUAAUGAGAGAGAUUGCAUCCCGCUAAUCCAUUAAGUUGUGUGCCAGCUAUUGGCUUCCUUGUGAGGAGAGGUGUUGCUGUAACCGCCCAGUCUGAAUCAGUGAAUUAAAAAUAGGGACUUCGCAUAGCGGCCCUCACAUGGCUGACAUCCGUCAAAUACACAGACAGCUGAGUGACGGUAACAUAAUGUCUUCUCCUGUGUUAGCCUUGUCUGCUCAUCGGGGCGAGAACCAGUACAUUUAUGGAGUCUUGGUAAAGUGAUGUUAGGAGGGUGCGCGUGUCCCAUAUUAUUGCCUUGUGUAGGCUGCAGGCUGCAAACGGAUGUGGUUGGCAGGGAGUUGUUUGGUAUACAGAGAGGAACAGAUGGCUUGCCUGUUGUAAGGCUCGUCACCGACCAGCUAAAGUCAUUCUUAAGUAAUUUGGUUGGGUUGGGUUAUUUCUUGCCAGAAGCUGCUGCCGUUUAUGUUCAUUUUCUGUUUCCACUUUGGCUCUUGAGAUGUUUUCUUCAAUAUGAUGAAGUGAGUAAUGCGGUUUAUGAUCAUUCUCUUUAUCAUUCCCUUUAUCCAUCAAUUAGCGUUUUUUUUUUUUCCUUUUGAAAUGGCAAAAAAAUUAGAGCCAAUUAGAAAUUCCUCAGAGGCCAAAGAAUUGUUUUCGAAUGAUUCUCUUUGAGUUGAUGGAUCCCUUCAGCUCUACAGGAACGACAUGUUCUCUUACGCGUACCCGGUCAGCAUAUGUGGUCAGUGUUGCUUAUUGAGCACAGCAGUUCGUUUGGGCUGAACAUUUCCUUCUGCACAGAUAUUAGGACUCAGUUCUGGAGGAGAAAAUUUCAGCGAGGGACCAGUGGCAUUCGAAAAAUGGGCCCUUCAGAGAUGCCCGGCUCUUCAGGCACAACCCAGAGUAUGAAGAAGACCAUUGGACACCGGGGGGUCGAGACCACCACAGGAGAAACAACCUAUAAAAAGACCACGUCAUCGGCCCUUAAAGGUGCCAUCCAGCUGGGCAUCACUCACACAGUUGGCAGCUUAAGCCAAAAGGCGGAGAGGGAUGUUCUCAUGCAGGACUUUGUGGUGGUCGAAAGCAUCUUCUUCCCCAGUGAAGGCAGUAACCUCACUCCGGCUCACCACUACAGUGACUUUCGUUUUAAGACCUACGCUCCUAUUGCCUUUCGUUACUUCAGAGAACUCUUCGGGAUCCGUCCAGAUGACUACCUGUAUUCUCUGUGCAACGACUCACUGAUCGAGUUGUCCAACCCUGGAGCCAGCGGGUCCCUCUUCUACGUCUCCAGCGAUGAUGAGUUCAUCAUCAAGACUGUUCAACACAAAGAGGCGGAGUUCCUCCAGAAACUCCUGCCUGGAUACUUCAUGAACAUAAACCAAAACAAGCGCACCCUGCUGCCCAAGUUCUACGGGCUGUAUUGCGUUCAGGCGGGGGGCAAGAACAUCCGCAUUGUAGUGAUGAACAAUCUUCUGCCUCGGAUCAUCCCCAUGCACCUCAAAUACGACCUCAAGGGCUCCACCUAUAAGAGACGAGCUUCCCCUAAAGAGAGAGAAAAGGCCGUUCCCAUUCACAAGGACCUGGACUUUAUCGAGGACUUGCCUGACGGUCUGCUGCUGGAAGCAGACAACUACAACGCCCUGUGCAAGACCAUUCAGAGGGACUGCUUGCUGUUGCAGAGUUUCAAGAUCAUGGAUUACAGUCUGCUGAUGGGAAUCCACAACAUGGACCAGGCCAGCCGAGCGCGUGAACGUAGCAGGGGAAACUCCGGAGACAGCGGGGGUUCGGAGGGAGCGGUGACCCCAGAUCAGCGAAGGCCACAAGUGCAGAAAAGUCUGUACUGUACAGCCAUGGAGUCCAUUCAGGGGGAGGCUCGAGGGAAGGGAGCUUUGGAUUCAGAGGACCACAUGGGGGGUAUUCCAUCGCGCAAUGCUAAAGGGGAGAGGCUGCUGAUUUACAUCGGCAUCAUUGACAUCCUCCAGUCUUACAGGUUUAUUAAGAAGUUGGAGCACUCCUGGAAGGCCUUGGUCCACGACGGGGACACGGUUUCAGUUCACAGACCCGGCUUCUAUGCAGAUCGUUUUCAGCAAUUCAUGUGCAAUACUGUGUUCAAAAGAAUUCCACUGAAACUAUCUCCAUCUAAGAAGAGUCGUGGCGGAGGUCAGGGAGGUCUCAGGAGGGCCCCCACCCUGGGAGCCCCCACCGCGCUCUCCCAAUCAACAGGACAGUCAGCUGCCGACGGGAGACAAGUCCACCACAGCCACUUUAAAAGCACCGAUUCAGAAGCAGACAGUGCUCCCUCCUCAGGUGUGCAGUUGGGCAGACCGGAUCUCGUUCCAAGGACCCCGCCGGUUGGAGAAAACCCUUCUGACUACGAGGCCAACCUGUCCACCUCGUCACUGGGCAGCACCGGGGUCGGCGCCACCUCUCCUCCCAUACGGUCUGUAGGGGUAGAGGUGCACAAAUCGGCAAACACAGACCUCGACCGUCACAGUUUGGAUGCAGAAGCUGAGGUUGAUAGUUCAGGCAACCUCGCUGGGAACGAAGACGUAAUUUCACUCUCGGACAUCAUCCCCGAAACCAACAUUUCUUUUUAAAAAGAAAACUCAACGGAUGUUUGAAGAAGAGGUGUCUCUGGACGAGGUCGGAUGAAGAUGAAGAAAGCAAAAGUCACCCAUCCAACAUGGACCCUCCGUUGCGCCGCUGCUGUUUUCUCACCCAAACAGUAUAUGCAGGGAUUGACGAAUGAAGGAAAUAGUUAUGGGGAAGAUCAAGGAGAAGAGGCUAUGCGGAAGGCUUUUGUUUUCCCAGCCAUCAACACCCCCUGUCAAGCCCCACUGUCCUCAUACACACAUGGGCGAAAAAAGGCCAAUGGCCCUGGAUCUCCCGCUCAUCUCAAAAAAUGUUACCUGACAAAAAGAAACAAUAAUUAGUUGUAUAUAGUUAAAAGCCCUUACCCAUAGAGACAUUGUGUCCGAUGGACGACACAGACAGCAUUUCAGUGGGAACACUUUAAGAGCACAUAGAGGACAUCGCCUGGACUGUGUGUUCAUGCGGAGCCUUGAGUGGGUUCACGUUUUUGUGAUCCGCUACCACACUUCCAUUCCCCCCUCGGACCCCCACGUGCAGGGGCGCGCUGAGCUACCAGCAGUCCUGGUUUGAGUCGAGCCCGGCUGCUGUGGACCCUGCAGUCGCAUAUGCAUUUCUUUUUAACGGAUGUACAGUAUUUGUUUGAGAACGGUGGAGGAACGGAUUCAACCCCGCGGAUGAGGUCAUUUGGUUUUAAGUUAUUCUGCUGGCAAAAGAUCCAACGGGGAUCUUUCCACUGCUGAAUGUUCGUCACAAUGUUUUCAUAUAUAAAAUGUGUCUUAACUUAACAGACCACAUUUGUACAACCCUGAAAAUCUCCCUCUCUUAUGUGACCAAGUAUGCUGUAUAUGUAUACGGAGAAGCGCUGCAUCGCUGCCCAGGAGAUGCUGCUGAUGGGCGUCGUGACAUCAACUCGUAGAAAAUGAAUAAUGUCCAGGUCAUUUGUCUGUCAUGUCUGUGCCUUUUUAAUUUUUAUUUACAUGUUUUUCGCUUUCCUAACGUGUGAUGUGAAGUGACUGUAAGGUCAGUUUCUGGUGGUUAGUGCUGUGGUUAAACCGAGAAACCUGCCUUAUUACUACAGCAGAAGUUGUCAAACUGCUUUUUGUGUGUCUGGACCAACAGUCAGUGCUUAAAAUAGUUUUCCGAUUUGAGUGCAAAACACUAAUACCGCCUGGUUUGAAUAUGUGAAUGCAUCAGCUCAGCUAAUCCUGUCUCCUCCCCCCACGUGGGACAGUCAGGAUGUCGAUCCCUUUCAUAUUCAUUUCUGCUGGUUACAGAAGUGACUUCCGCCCACAUCCACUUUUGGACCAAGAUUAAUAGCUAUGUGUAUAACUAUUUGUAUUCUUUUUUUAAUGUGGUCGAUCUCCGCUUUUCCUCUGCUCUUCAUAACAACCGUGCUUUGUUUUUUGUUUUUGAUGAUGUGUUUUCUCAAGGCACAAGGCUGCAGAGCACUUUUAACCCCACCACAUAUUUCUGAUGCAGAAAUUUGAAUCACUACAAUGUGACUGUAGCAACACUUAAGAUCUGGACAUCAUCUCAUUCAAGGUAUUACUAUUUAUGUUUUGUAGGCACAUCUGGUCUAUGCAGCAGAGAGGGAGAGGGGGAAAUGUGAGGUUUGAAUAUAGAAGAAAAGAAAGCCGCUCGUGUUCAGCUGAGGAUUUAGGACGGAGUCUUUUGUAUCAAGGAUGUCGAGGCACCAAAGAAAAGCGUCUACAAUGUUUCCAGAUCCUGUGCAGUUGGCGUGAAAAUGAAAUCAGACACUCGACCCCCGCAUUGACUGACUGACUAUGCGGCAAUCACACUGGUUUGACCUCUUUUUAGGAUUGAUUCUUGAACUGGAAGUUAUUUUUGCAAAACAAUUGCUCUUAUCUGACAACAACGUAUUGUUUCUUUAUCAAGAAUCUGUUUCCUUUUGGCCCGAGACAUUUCAAGAUUCAACCCCACAUUCCUUUUGUUCACUAGUAGCCCUUUGUGUGAUUAGGACAAAGUACUUGAAAUGUAUUGUUUCUCAUACUAUGCUGAAGUGUAACGUCUUUGCUUUCAAACAGCUCAAUUUCAAGUUUUAAUUAGUUGGUCGACAGCCACCAAAGAAAAACAACUCCAGCUAAUUUUAAGAUCAUGUUAUGUGACAUCUCACUUUUUUCUGUUUUAAUUUCUUUAGAUGGGUGGUGUAGUUUAUUUUGAUGGGUGCUGUGGUGUGUAACGGACUGAUGCAGACCAGUUGUGGUGCAGUUCUGUACCUCACCAUGGCUGAAAUAGAAACCACCUACGGUGCUUAACGGGCGGUGCAGUCAGUGUAGACACUAUAAUGUAAUGCAAUGUACACGUACGCAAACAAAACACAAGCGUCGCCACAUUUCAUUUCUAAGAAGUAUAUUUAUUAAUGUGGUGGCUGCGGGGUGGAAUGAUGACAGUUUGAUUCGUUACCUUUGUAGAUUGUACGAUUACUGUAAGCUCACUGAAGGAUGUCUGAAACUUUAUAGUGUGUAUUUCCUGUGAUGGCAGACUAUUGACUAUUUUACUUUUUUAUAUUUGAAGGUUCAGAAUGUUAUAUGAUGAAUAUAUUUGCGCCACAACGAUUCUGGGCUCUUAAUCUCCCAAACUUUUUUUACGUGAAUGUUUCUGAACGCUUACGACGACAUUGCCCGUUGUCUUAUAAUGCUUCAAUCGCUAUAUUUCUACUGUGUAUAAAAUGUGUAUAUGUACAUAGGAGUCACGGAAAUGCCUUCUCAUGCAAUACGUGCUGCCUGUCUCCUGCCAUGUUUCAGUUAUGUGGUGGUGAUGUUUUCAUGUUUGGUUUUGAAGGAUUAAACAUAUUUUCUAAAUCAG